CCCAUCUCACAUCUUGAUAUAAGGUACUUCAGUCCAGCUUCACCCAACCAGUGACAGGACUCAAACCCAUCCCACAAACAACCCAGAUGCGUCCGGAUACACGCCAAAAGGCCCUGACGCAACCGACCCCGUGAAUGGACGCUCUCGGCUUCUCUCGCUCGGCGCGUCGCUCGACGGCCGGGCAGACGGUCCUGCUGCAAACACUCGCAUGCUCCAACACCGCAACGCCCAGCUUUCCUCUAUGCAGCGGAACCCUUGCCUCCAACUUCUUCGACGAGGAAAUCCUCUUCUCCAUCGUCCCCUGCUCUAUCGCCAUCCUCUGGGGCCUCCACCGAUGCCUCCGGCUGUGGAGCAAGCCCGUCGUGUCCCAGGGCUCGGUCCUGGCCUCCCGCCACCUCGCCGGCUGCAUCGUCCUCGCCGUCGUCCUGUUCCUCCUGUUCCCGUCAUCGCUCGCCGUCGCGCCGGCCGCAGCCGCUCUCGUAUCCGGGCUCAUCGGAUACCGCCGGCCGACUCCUGGGCCGGAAUCACCUCAGGGCUCGCGUCUCCUCACGCGCAAGAUGAUCCUCUGGCAAGCCCUUCCGGCUUUCCAGCUCGCCGCCUUGCUCUUCCUGGUCUGGAUUACUACUACAAACACCCCUCCUGACGCAACCUCGGGCAUCACCGUCGCAUCUUGGUCCCUCUCCCUCGCCUCCAGUCUCCUGCUCCUCCUCGUAUCCCGCCUGGAGCACAGCAAGUCCCGCCCCCCUUCCGCACUCCUGCAGACGUUCCUCCUCGUCACGAUCGUCCUGGACGCGGCCCGCUUCCGGACCGCCUGGUUCUCCGCGGGCGGACCCGUCCACGACGAGGCCAGACAGCUCCUCCCGGUCCAGCUAAUCAUCAAGAUCCUCCUGCUGAUUGCCGAGUCGGGCUCCAAAGCCGCCGUCAUUGCCAUCCCCGCGCGCCGCAUCUCGCGCGAGGAGGCGUCCGGCAUCUUUGGCACAGCCUUCGCGCUCUGGAUCCUUCCGCUGCUGUCGUCCGGCUGGCGCAAGGACCUCACCGUCGACGAUCUGGAGCCGGUGGACGAGGCUCUCUCGAGCGAAAGGGUCCUCGACAAGCUGUCCUCGGCAUGGCAGAAAGCGGACCCGGACCGAAGUCAUGCUCUCGCGCUGGCCGUAUUGCGUGCGUUCUGGGUCGAGGUUCUCAUCAUCCACAUCCCACGCCUCGCUGUCGUCGGCUUCGGCCUCGUGCAGCCGCUGCUGGUACAGACGACGAUCCAGUAUAUCCAGAACCACGACGAAGACGGAACCGCCGACGCCUCCUUCGGCUCAUGGCUCGUCGCCGCUUUCGCCGUGACAUACCUCGGACUCGCCAUAUCCACCCAGCUCUGCGGCCAGCUCACCAACCGCCUCAUCACGCGCCUCAGGGGCUCUCUCGUCGCCCUCAUCUACCAGACCAUGCUCUCCCUCCGCGCCGAGACGGGCACCUCGCAGGCGGCCGUCUCGCUCAUGAGCACCGAGGUCGAGCGCAUCAACGUCGCUGCGCAUUGGUCCUUCUCCAUCGUCCCGAACCUGCUCCAGCUGGCCGUCGCGCUGCGCAUCCUCACCGGCCAGCUCGGCGGCGUCAGCGUGGCCCCCGUCGUCGUGGCGAUCCGUGAGUCGAUGUUCCUCCCUCUAUUUCCAUCUCUAUAUCUCCCUCCACCCUUGUUCUGCGUUUCCGCCGGCGUGAGGGUCGGCCAGCUCGUGCCCCCGCGCCAGCGCCGGUGGAUGCAGGCGAUCCAGAGACGCGUCGGCAUCACCACCGACAUCAUCGGCUCCGUCAGGGGCGUCAAGAUGAGCGGCCUGUCCGCCAUCGUCCGGGACCAGAUCCAGGGCCUGCGCGAUUUCGAGCUCGACGAGUCCAAAAGGUUCCGCAGGAUGCAGAUCGUCAACGUCGUCAUUGGUUCCACCGUGAACUCUCUUGACAUCCCUGCCCCUCUCUUUGUUCGGCCUAACCCCUUUCCAGGACAAUUCCCCUCCAUCAUGACGCCCUCCAUCACCUUCGCCGCCUUCGCCGUCGUCCAGAAGCUGUCCGGCGGCCCGCCCCUGAACGUCGUCCAGGCCUUCACCUCCCUCAGCCUGCUCGGCAUCCUCAUCAGCCCCGUCACCGAGCUCGUCAUGAUCCCCAACAACCUGGGCUCCACCAUUGGGUGUCUCGACAGGAUCCAGGAGUUCCUCGUCAGGGAGAAGCGCGAUGAAAUCCGCCGGCUCACGCCCCGGAGAUCCCCAAUACGCGGUCAAGACGGAGAGACGACGGAAAGCCCAGCACGGUCUCAGCCGCUGAUCACCGUCUCGGACGGUUCCUUUGGCUGGCGCGCCGCCGAGCCGAUCCUGCACGGCCUGAACCUCGACAUCUGCCCCUCGACCCUGACGAUCCUCGUCGGCCCCGUCGGCUCCGGCAAGUCCACGCUGCUCAAGUCCCUCGCCGGCGAGACCCACCGCAUCGCCGGAAGCGUCGAGUACCACACCGCGACCGCCGAUGUGGCGUACUGCGACCAGGACCCUUGGAUCCUCAACCAGAGCAUCAGGGACAACAUUUGCGGCGGCUCUGGCGCCGGUCACGAUCCGGACCUCUACGGCAAGGUCAUACGGGCCUGCCAGCUGGAGGAGGACCUCGGCCUGCUGCCCCAGGGCGACGAGACCCUCGUCGGGACCUCUGGCGCGGCCCUCAGCGGCGGGCAGAGGCACCGUGUUGCACUCGCCAGAGCUGUCUACAGUGGGAAGCAGGUCGUCAUCAUGGACGACAACCUCAAGGGCCUCGACUCGAACACGGCCUCAAGGUGCUUUCACGCGCUCUUCGGCCCGGGGGGACUCCUGCGCGGAAAGGAUAAAGCCGUCAUCCUCGCAACUCACAAUGCACAAUGGCUCCGUCACGCCGACACCAUCGUCGCUCUCGGCGCCGACGGCACCAUUUCCGAACGGGGCUCGUACGAGGAGUUGAGCAAGAACGGGGGUUAUGUCAGCUCGCUCCACGUCUCAGAGCAGAGCGGCCACACCGACAACACUGAUGGCGACGACGACAAUAAGCUUUCCUCUGAGGCAGUGCAACCCAAGCAACAGAAUGGCACGCAGAGAGACAAGCCCGUCUCGGCCGGCCGGUCGGGGUCCUCGCCGAGCCCCAGGGCCCGCGGCGCCGCCAACACGAGCUCCCUCUUUUACUACAUCAAAUCCAUGGGGAUCCCGUCGUUCGCGCUGUUCCUCGCCAUGGUGCUCAUCCAGACGUUCUGCAGGACCAUGCAGCGUCUCUGGGUCAAGUUCUGGGUCGCGGCCAACGAGGGCGGCGGACAGCAGAGCGUGAGCCUGUGGGCGGGCGUCUACAUCCUCUGGGGCGUCAUGACGGAAGUGACCUUCACGGCCGAGGUUUUCUGGUUCCUCGUCAUCGUCGUCCCCCACUCGGCCAAGGGGCUUCACUUCAGCGUCCUGAAGGCUGCGAUCGCCGCCCCGUUGUCGUUCUUUGUCAAGACUGAUACUGGCGUCGUCAUCAACCGAUUCAGCCAGGAUAUGAACCUCGUCGACCUGCCGCUCCCAAUCGCCUUCCUUCUCACAUUCGACAGUACGGACCUCCCCAUGCCUCCCGAGACCAUCUCACUCACGCCCGGUUGCGCUUUACUGACCCCAGCAGGCCUCACCCUAACCAUCGCAGACGUGAUCCUUACCUGUGUUGCAACCGGCUACCUCGCCCUCGCCAUCCCCUUUCUUGCCGCCGUCCUCUAUGCCAUCCAACGCGUCUACCUCGAGACUUCGCGCCAGGUCCGCCUGCUCGACAUCGAGACCAAGUCGCCCAUCUUCUCCCACUUCAUCGCCUCCUUCGCCGGCCUCGUGACCGUCCGCGCCAUGGACCGGACGGCCGAGUGCCAGGCCGAGAAUCUCGCCCGCCUCGACCUCUCCCAGCGCGCCUUCUACGCCAUGAGCAGCCUGCAGAGUUGGCUUCUCCUUGUGCUGAAUCUUGUCGUUGCCGGGCUCGCCGUCCUGCUCGUCGGCCUGGCCGUCGCUCUGCGGGACGCCAUCGACCCGGGCCUGCUCGGCGUAGCACUCGUCAGCGUCAUGGGCUUCGGACAGCUGCUAACGGGGCUGCUGAACAACUGGGCCACGCUGGAGACGAGCCUGGGCGCCGUCGCGAGGAUCAGGGAGUUCGAGGCGGAGACGCCGUCGGAGCAGGACAAGGACGGGGACACUCCCGUGGCCGUCGAGGAGUGGCCCAUCGAGGGGAAGAUCGACGUUAAGAACGUCUCGGCGGCAUACGACGACGACCACCAGGUUCUCGGCGACGUCACGCUGUCGGUCGACCCCGGCGAGAAGGUGGCCAUUUGCGGCCGCACGGGGAGCGGUAAGUCGACUCUCAUCGCGCUUCUUCUCAGGCUUCACGACCCGUCCAGCGGGACCAUCGAGAUCGACGGCGUCGACAUCGCGAGCGUGCCCAUCAACCAGCUCCGCGAGUCGCUGGUGGCGCUCCCUCAGGAUCCACUCUUCCUGCCAGGGACCGUCCGCCGGAACCUCGAUCCGUUCGACGCCCGCGACGACGACGCUGUUUGGACCGCCCUGGACAAGACAGGCCUCAAGGCCUUGUUUGAGGACAAGGGCGGUCUGGAGGCGGAUCUGAAGACGGAUUGGUUGAGCGCGGGACAGAAGCAGCUGUUCUGCAUGGCGAGGGCCGUUUUGAGGAAUAGUCGCAUUCUCCUCCUCGACGAGGCGACCAGCAGUUUGGAUCAGGCCACGGAACAAGUCGUCCAAGACCUAAUCCGGAGCGAAUUUCAAGGCUGGACCGUUGUCGUCAUUGCCCAUCGCCUGAAGGCCGUUGCCGACUUUGACAAAAUUGUCACGCUUCAAGACGGACGGGUUGUCGAGUUCGACCGCCCCGCGACGUUGCUCGAGAAGGGCGGCGUCUUUGCUUCGCUGUGGAAGCUCCAGGAAGGUUGAACU
Colletotrichum destructivum is the source of this 4934-nucleotide messenger RNA. RefSeq names its product Putative AAA+ ATPase domain, ABC transporter type 1, transmembrane domain-containing protein. Gene Ontology annotation, cellular component: membrane. Gene Ontology annotation, molecular function: ABC-type transporter activity; ATP hydrolysis activity; ATP binding. Bases 135 to 4931 code for a protein of 1598 amino acids. Gene Ontology annotation, biological process: transmembrane transport. The transcript is spliced from 13 exons. Lineage: Eukaryota; Fungi; Ascomycota; Sordariomycetes; Glomerellales; Glomerellaceae. The record is from RefSeq and is a predicted model, not a curated record.